Molecule: messenger RNA, 1422 nt
Organism: Fragaria vesca subsp. vesca
Lineage: Eukaryota; Viridiplantae; Streptophyta; Magnoliopsida; Rosales; Rosaceae
Product: putative FBD-associated F-box protein At5g56410-like
Exons: 4
Coding region: 1-1422 (473 amino acids)
Molecular function (GO): protein binding
Source: RefSeq, a predicted model, not a curated record
AUGUCCUAUAGAGCUUCUCACGUUGCUCAGCCUGAGGAGGAGGAUGUGCAAAACUUGGUGGUAGCGGUGGACAGAAUCAGUGCAUUGCCAAAUGAUCUUCUAGUUAGUAUAGUGUCUCUGUUGAACCUAAAGGAAGCAGCAGCUACGAGUGUUCUGUCUACUCGAUGGCGCCAUAUCUGGACCUUCGUUACCACUCUCGAUUUUCACCAUGAUGUUCUUUUCCGACUGCGUUCAUUCAGACGAGUAGAAAUAGAGUCGGAACUUGAUAGGUACUUGAAUUGGGUGAAUAGUGUAGUGAAACAACAUAGAGGCUCAACUAUCAAACUGCUCAGGGUUUAUGCCGAAAUAAAUAAUAAUCCCAAGUUUGACAGUUCCAUUUAUUCAUGGGUUCGAUUCGCAUUGGAAAACAGAGUCCAACGCUUUGAGUUGCUCAUUUAUAAAGACAGGGUUUUGCGUGGUGCAAACGAGAUCAAAGCGGAUUUUAUUACUUUUCCCCAUUCGUACCAACUUUUAAAUGUGGACAUAGCAGACCCUGUGAAUCACUUGUUCUAUAAACCUCAUAAUUGUUGUAUUAGUGCAUUCAGUGGCUCGAAGUACCUCAGAGCUUUAGAUUUCAGGUAUGUUACAGGACUUACUGAACGAGUUCUGGAGUUCUUAUUGUCUCACUGCCCUGUUCUUGAGCGAUUAACAGUGGUUGGCCAUGUGAGGUUGCAUAGUUUUAAAGUCACCGGUCCAUCGAUUGUCUUGAAAUACUUAAACAUACAUGAACAUUCCGGUCUUGCGAGCAUUGAGAUUUGUGAUGUAAACCUUGUUUCGUUUAGUUAUGGUGGGGAGGAGAUUAAGUUGCUGCUUAGGAAUGUGCCACAGCUUGUUGAGGUCUCCAUUUCUUCCCGUCGACUUUCAGUUGGACAGUGUGAUUCUCAGCUUUCUCAGCUAGAGGUUUUCAGACUGAGCAAAUUUGUGCUAAACAAUGAUGAACAUGUAUUUCCUACAUAUGUAAAUCUCAAGCAUUUGGAACUAGGAUUGAAGGAACGUGACCAUAGCUGUCUUCUUCAACUGGCUUCUUUCAUGAGAGCAUCUCCUUAUUUGCACAAACUUGUAUUGAAGUUGUCUGCGACUAUCUCUUCAUGUUAUUUUGGAGAUUUGGAGAUUAAGCAAGCUCCCAAACACUCCCGUCAAUACCUUAGGGUAGUGGAAGUGGCAGGGUAUCAUGGUCGUAUCAGCGAUUUCGAACUUGUCAGAUACUUGAUAGAGAAUGCUGUUGAACUAGAAAAACUUGUUAUCCAUCCUGUUCGAGGGUGGUAUUCUUAUAACAGCAGAAGUAUUGCGGAGAGGAAAGAAAAGAAGGAAAGAAAACAAGCUACUCAGCAGCUUAAAGAACUAGUACUGCCUUCUACUUUUGAAUUCAUAUGCAGGCUGUAG